UUUCAAUCUUCAAUCUGUUUCCAAAUAUACUCCCCUCCGCACGACGCCGGAGCCGACGAACCUCCGGCGGCGCAAUCGGAAGGAGAAAGGCUUGAGCUGUGAUCGCUCCCUCUCCCCGCCGCUAUCCCCUCCUAUGUCUUUUCUGUUCCCUCUUCCUUCCACCUCAACUGUUGAGUCCAGGCGCCGAAAGGGUAGAUUAAGAAAUCGAUGGAGUUAGCUCGUUUGGAUGAUGACCAUCAAAGCUUAUGAUCAAACAUAUAUGGAUUUAUUUCACGAAAGUGAAAUUGGGGACUCCUCCAAAGGAAUUCAAUCUCCAAAUUGAUACGGGGAGCGAGCUGACAUGGGUCAGCUCCAAGUCAUGCCCCUCUUGUCCGCGCUCGAGCCGAUUCGGGAUUGAGCUCAGCCACUAUGACGUUGCAGCAUCUUCCACGUCAAAGGUUAUUCCGUGUUCAGACAAGAGUUGUACUGCAAUCACUCUUGGGGAUGCAACUAGAUGUUCAAUCGACGGCCAAUAUUGUGGCUACGUUAUGAAAUACCUGGAUGAGUCGGCAACAUCGGGAUUUUACGUUGCUGAUACCUUUCAUUUUGAGUCAGUUUCGUCCAACUCAACCACCUUAAAUGCCUCAGCUGGAAUCCUUUUUGGUGUCAGCACGUACCGCUCUGGCAUGUUGGCCGAGACAGAGACAGCUGUAGAUGGGAUCUUCGGAUUCGGAAAACAGAAGCUAUCCGUUCUCUCCCAACUGUACUACAAAGGAAUCACCCCUCGAGUUUUCUCUCACUGUUUGAAAGGAGGGGGAACUGGAGGCGGUGUCUUCGUACUUGGAGAGGUUUUGGCACCAGGGAUGGUCUACACUCCUCUCGUCCCAUGGCAGCCCCAUUACAGUGUACACCUGGAGAACAUUGUAAUUAAUGGAAAGCUGCUACCCGUGGAUCCUAAAACCUUCACACCUUCAGCUGAUUAUGCAACAGUUCUCGACACUGGAACAACAUUUUCAUACUUCGUGUCAGAAGCCUACGAUCUGUUUGUUGGUGCGGUAAGCAACAAUCCCUUCCCUAUCCUUAGAACUUUAGUUUUGUUAUUGUAUUUCUCAUAUGUGCAUUGGACCUUCAUAUGCAGGCUAUUUCCUCUGGUGAGCUUGAAUUUUGCUGGCGGUGCUUCUUUAAGCUUAAAACCGGAAGAAUAUCUUUUUCUUUCCAAUGUAAUGCAACAGGAUGGUACUACGUGGUGCAUAGGUUUUCAAAAGGCUCAAGGACAAACCAUCUUAGGAGAUCUUGUUCUCAAAGACAAGAUUUUUGUUUACGAUUUGGUCCGCCAAAGGAUUGGGUGGGUCAAGUAUGACUGCUCGUCGUCAGUAAAUAUCUCAGUUCCUAAUGACGACUUCUUUUAUCUGAAGCAGUCAAGCUCGGGCAGCUCAUCUAGAGGCUUGCUCGUCCAGUUGCUUACUGUAGCCAUUGUCACCUUGUUUUUUUCAGUUUAGUUGUUACCUAGAUUAGCCUAUGUGAUUAAUGUACAUAUGCACUCUUGAGAGGAUCAAUGAAUCACUUAAUGAUUACUUCAAGAAUGCUUCUGUUGCCUUUCCAUUUUGUUAAGUAAAAGCUAUUUAUCUCCCUUGCCUGUGCUUUCUCCUGUUGCCUUGCUCUCUCUUCUGAAAGUUUGUUCAUAAUUGGAAGGAGAUGGUGCUGCUGAGUGCUGAAUACUUUGCUCUUGGAGUAUUAUUGGAUUUUCUUACUUAUUAGAUUCUUGUUCUUUGCUUCCACUUCCCUGUUAAUUUUUUUACUAUACUACUUUGAUUCUUUUUCCUUUGCUCUUAUGUUGUCCUGUUGAUGAAUUGGGGACAAGUUCAACCUUAGGCUUGAUUUAUAGUGACCAAGGUUAGUCCACUUGGCGAGCAGAUGAUGGCAAUGGAGAUCUUCCUUCCUGUUUCGGAUUAGCAUAACCGCUUCUCGGUUUAUUGAUUUUCACUUGUGUCUUUAUGCAGUCUCUGGAGGGAUGUUGAUGAGAACUACUGUC
This is a messenger RNA of Linum tenue, 2011 nucleotides long. Lineage: Eukaryota; Viridiplantae; Streptophyta; Magnoliopsida; Malpighiales; Linaceae. The record is from the annotation of a GenBank genome assembly.